Molecule: messenger RNA, 4992 nt
Organism: Peronospora belbahrii
Lineage: Eukaryota; Oomycota; Peronosporomycetes; Peronosporales; Peronosporaceae
Source: the annotation of a GenBank genome assembly
AUGAAUUACAGUGACUUGGAUCUGAAUCGAGUGGAAUCAGAUAAACUGAAACGAGAGACAAAGAGCUCAUCCUUCUUCCCUGCAACACACUCAGAGCGCCAGCUGAGCUUUAGUACGUUCCUUAUGGACGAUGUAGGAUCACCCGUUCAGCUACAAAAGGUUAGUAAGCGGUCUCCACCACCACCUCUACCAUCUCUAAGAGCUCAGGAAGCAGCAAGGACUGAUUACAUGCCACCACGACGCCAAAACUCGCCAUUUACCGUCGCAUCGAGACUACGAGGAGGCUCUGACGGAGACAUUCCCGUGCUAGAGGCUGUACGAGACAGCACCUGCUUUAUUCUGGAUGGAUCCGAUCAGAUAGGAGUGGAAACGAGAAGCGAGGAAGAGGUAGACGCUAGAGUCGUAGUAGGUGAGUACGAUACUGAAGAGGACGACUUUGUGCCGGUAUUACAAACGGCAGAGGACGCGCUACGUGUCCAUCGACAUAUGGGUAGUAAAAAAUUCUCGUGGAGAGUUUCGGCCAGAAGAGGUGUACCCAUUGGCAAAACAGUCCGAGUGCCCGACCAAGAGACGCUUUUGAGGAUGUCGGCAAAGAGUGCAGACCUAUUAUCGAGUUACUCGAGCAGUAGUACCCUGAGAUCGAGCAAGAGCUUUGCUUCGUCCAUCCCGAUUGACCGUGAACUGGUACGCAGUGGAUGGCUUUACAAGCAGGCGAAUGUCAUGAAAACGUGGAAACGACGGUAUUUUGUGCUGAUUAAACGAACAAACACUGCGACGGGCGAGUACUGGGCGUCACUGCAGUACUACAAAGGAAACAACUUUGGCAAAUUACGCGGAGAGAUGCACUUACAGGAUGGCAUGCUGUCGGUGCGCUUUUUGGAACCGGACGAGACCAAGAGACCAUUUUGUUUUGAAAUAGCUGGCGAGGACUUUUCGUUUGUAUGUUCUGGAUCGAACGACGACGACGCAAGUGCGUGGGUGUGUCUGCUGCAGAGUUUGUCAGGAGGAGGUAACAGUACAAUUCCACCGUCGGCCGGUCUUAUGGGCACGGCAGCAACCAACAGCCUAUUACAGUCGGGAGAUGCGUCAAGGGGAAAUCGGGGUUGUAUUAGCACCAUUGAUGUUCGAAGCAUACGCAUUGUGGCAGAAUUACGGAAAGUCCUCCACACAAGCAAGUCCCCUGAAGCUGCCAAGUAUAAGAGCUUUAUUAGCUCAUACGAGUGUCGAAGUACGGAAGCGCUUCGCGAAUUUCGAGGGUUUCAUGCAGCACUGACAGAAUCCAUCGUGACGGACCACGGCACUCGUAUCUUGGCAGCUCUCAAGGAUCUAGGUAACGAUGGUACGAAUGCUGUUAAAAAUGAGGACAAGAAGCAAGGCUUGCAGUCGAUAUCGCUCGACGUAGUGCGUUUGGCUGUUUCUCGUCAUGUGGAAGAAGUGCUUUUCGUACCGCUACAGGAUAAAAUUAAUUCGUGUCUACGUCGUGUGUACCAUGAGGAAGAAUCUUCGAUUAACCGCAAAGUAAGAUGGUUACAAGGAAAAGAUCAGAUGUACUUCAACAUUCCGCUGCACCAGAUCUCCUGGAAGGAAUGGAGGAAAGCAUCAAGAAUUCUUGCUCAAAUUGCUCAUGUACCUCUUCCUGCUACAAAAUACGACGUGCUUACGAGCACAAUCAAAGAGAUCCAGGCGACUUAUGCUGAAGAGCAUUUUAUGACCGGUGAAAUGGAGCCACUUGAGACCGAUGAUAUCAUACCAAUUUUUACCUACGUGUUGUCGAAUAGCGGGCUGGAGAAUCUCAUCUCGCUUAAAACCUUGUUAGCUGAACUAAACGGGUCUUGGGCCGUCGGCGGAUCCCCUGAGGACGAAAUAUCACUGAACAUUUUGACAAACGCUGUAGACUUCAUCAGUAACGUCAGCAUCCCCGCCGUAUUGGAAGACAUUUUCAAGGAUCAAAUUACGCUCUCAAUUGACGGUGACUGGCGGCGUGUACUGGAGUUUGAAGUAGAGCCAACAUACCGUUACGGUGCAAUUGUUGAGCAUAUUUCACCUCAUGGCUACUCAGCUGUUGGAACCAUUAUUACCCGAGGUUACGUAUUGGUGACAGUAAAUGGACAAAAUGUGGUACUGUGGCCAUUUCAAGAUAUAAUGUCCUUGCUUCUGGAGUCGUCGUCUCCUCAUCGAUUAGCAUUCAUCCCUGGAAGCAGUUAUUUCAAAAUUUUGACAUCUAACAAGGCGCUAUGGAACGUGGCGUUGAUGCAUGCAUGCCAGCGCGGUGAUGUGUAUAGUGUGCAAAUGCUGCUGUCAAACGGUGCUGACGUGAAUUACAUUGCUCAUGAGUGCGGAAGUAACACGCCACUGCACGUUGCAGUAAGUGCUUUACACUUCAACGUUGUUUCAUACAUGCUUCAACAUGGCGCAAAGGUAAAAACCAUUGGGAAAUGUGGCCGCAGUGCAUUGCAUAUGGUUGGGUCACCUUGCAUGAUGCCUGCAGCAAUGAGUACGUCUCGUGACAUGACGACAACAGGAAUAUCAGCUACCUUGAGCGACUCAGAUAAGGCUGUUUUGAUAAUCAAGAAGCUGAUCGCCCAUGGUGCACUUGUCGAUACUGUUGACAUCUAUGGCAACACUCCGAUCAUGUUGCUGGCAGAAAAAGGCUUUCUUGGCGGAAUCGAUGUGAUAAUGGAAGCAGAUAGCAAUAUUGACCUGAAUGUGCGCAACUGGCAGUGUGGUAUGAGCGCUCUCGCUUUUGCAGCAAAGAGCGGCCACGCAAAUGUGGUGGAGGGGUUGCUAGAUUACGGCGCUCAAGCCGACAUUCGCACGCUACAUGGUGAGACCCCACUGCAUUUUGCGGCAGCAAGCGCGAGUCAGCGUGUGUGUCAGUUGCUUAUAGAAAAGGGCUGUGAUGUGGAUAUUCGUACAAGUGAAGGGUUGACUCCACUGAUGGUUGCAGUAGCGAAAGAUCACGGGAUGGCCAAGGACAAAACCGCUGCUUUGUCUGUUCCAUCUCUAACAGGCUAUUAUCGUCACUGCCAUGAAAAUGACAAUCACCUUCAGAAGACAGCGAUUGAUCCGCGAAGCAGCAUUAAUAUGGACAUCUCCUCAGUCAUUCUUACACUGAAUUAUCUCGUGCAGAGUGGUGCUGAACUGUCUGCAGUUUGUGAAUUGUAUCGUACGCCUUUGCAUUAUGCAGCUUUAUUCGGGUGUGACGAGUUAUUUGCAUGCCUUGUGGCAAAAAUGGGAGACGAGGCGAAUUUAGAAAGGCGCGACUUGUAUGGACAGUCAGCAGUAUUUAUGGUGGAAGCUACUCGCUCCUCGCACGCGCUCGCAAGUGAAGACGCAUCUACUGGCAAUUGUUCAGCUGAGGUGGGCGAGAACGCUGAUGACUCUGAUGAUGACGACGACGAUAUUGACGACCUGGAACAGGCUGACAUUCCCAUGUCACUAAAAGGACGUAAAGAUUUUUCAGGAAAGAGCUUGAGUAUUAAGGAUCUUGUAACAGAAGAAAUUGGUGGAGAAGAGGAAAUCAUUGCAGGGACUUUUGAAGCUAUUGCCGGCUUUUUGUUGCAAUAUGAGAAUUAUCGUCCGGAGGAGUUAAGUGCGCUCAUUUGGUCGUGCGGGUAUGCAUUCAAUGGAGGUGGGGACAACUUUCGUGAAACGGUCGAUAUAUUGCGAAACUUGUGGAAACAGUACUCGAUUAAAACGGAAGCUGGGAUUUACGUACGACGUAUGUUGCUGAGCGCAUUGAAUAAGUUGGUAGAGAUUUUAAAGCACAGCGUGGAAUGUGAUACAACUGUGUGCAAUUACGUUGCUGAGUUGUACAUGGAAUUAGUCCCUUUACAGGGCGAGCUGGCCAAGGAGGACCCACAAUGUGCACAAUGGCUAAGUGUGUCGCUGUUACCUGAAUUUUCAGAUGCGUGUCAGUCAAACCGUGUGCAGGAAUUCCAGGUGCUGUCUUUUUGCGAGGGCGAUUACACGUCGCUGAAACAGUUUAUCUGCACAGCGAAGCAAGCCAACCCAAACCUUGAGUUUUUGGAUGACGAUUUAUUUGGCGUUGCAACGGGUAUGGAGAUUAUCACAGAAACGAUGCGGCGCCGGAUGUCUCUCGCUGGUGUGUGGAGAAGGGGGGAAGUAAAGAAAUCGUUUGUGGUUAAGCCAGAGGAGGUCCUUGAUUCUGUAUCGGAAGGACGGUCAACUACAAUUACACCUUGGCAGCCGAAAGGUGUAAAUGUGGGCCGUUCAUUUACUCUAGAGCAGCGUAUGACGAGAUUAUGGAUUUUGGAUUUGGAUCCUAGCAUUAUCGCACAACAGAUCACUCUGAUGCAGCACUAUCUUUUCAGCAAAAUAAAAGUGUCUGAGGUAUUGGCGUCUAAGCGCAAUGCGGAAAAAACACCAGGGUAUCAGCGACUACGACUGCUGCACAAUCACAUUUCCACUUGGGUGGUUAGCCAGAUUUUGAUGCGAAGCGAUGUGGAUCAACUUGCAGAAAUCCUCGCUUAUUUCAUUCGUGUCGCUGGCGUUUUGCUUUCACCCCUACAAAAUCUCGACGGAUUUAUGGCUGUCAUGAACGCAGCAAACGAUUCUUCAGUUUUUCGUCUCAAAAAGACAUGGGGCCGGCUACCACCAGAAGCACGCGACUUGUGGCAACAGCUGGUGCCGCUCACAGAAAAGGGUGCUCGACCAUUAAACAAGUUCACAAAGGAAGCAACUCCCCCGCUGAUCCCGUAUAUGGGUGUUGUAAUUCAGAACGUGAUUGCACUACAAGAGUACCCCGAUCGUGUGGAGGGAGACUUGAUCAAUUUCAAGAAAAUACGCUCCAUUAGCUUUCUCGUUCAAAGAGUGCUUUCUUUCCAGAAGACACCAUACUUGCUACCGACGAACAAGCGUGUUUUGGAGCACAUAUGCUCACCAGUUCCUUUCGUUGAUGGCGACUCCUGUUUUGCGCGCUCACUGGAGAUUGAGCCCCGCGUCACCGAUGCUGCGCCCGGCACUAUGUGA